AUGGCUAUGCCCCUUUUCUUUCUGGACUGUCACCUGGCGUUCGUCUACAACCAUGUCCUGAACACCCAUCACCCACAACCUUUGCGGAAAUUCUACGGUAUCGAGCAAGUUUGUAGAAUUGCGUGCGCCACACUCCUAAUUUGGUUGCUUGAAGCAACCGCGCCCGCCUCCACCAUGCGUCCCUUAUCAACCCCCGACCUUCCCUACGACAUCUGGCUCCACAUAGCCUCCUUUCUCCCCCUCUCCCAAUUGAAGACACUCUAUCCCAUCAACAGCGCCCUACUCGGGAUCGCCCUCGACGCGCGGUACCGAACGGGGUUCGUCGGGCCGCUCGCCCACCCGGACACGAAGAGGGCCCUUGCCCGCCUGACGGACCUAUUUGUCGCCCGGCGGGUGCGCACUUUCAUCUUCAAGCCCGGCGACCUAUGCAAGCUUCUCCAUGAAAGCAAGUCCGAGGAGCUGUACGAGUGCAAGCUUGUGGACGCUUUUUCCGGGAUGCGCAUUUCCCAACCCAGCGCUCGCCCUCACACUCGCAUUCGAAACCAUACCCCCAACACCCCCCUCCGCACUUCCUCUCCUUCUCGUGCCCAUACUCUCCAGCACUACCAACCACCCCAAGCAGCAACGCCACUCCUCUCCGCCUCUGAAGCACACAAGCGCGUCAUGUCGAUCAUGCGUAGUAUGACCGGCCUCGCCGAGUUGCACAUCGAAAUACCGUGCAAGGACCACUGGUACUUCGCCGACUCUGAAGCGGCCGACGGAGGUGUUCCAGCACUCUUCGCCAAGGGCUGGCAAGCGUUCGGAAAGAGCCUGCGCGUGCUCGAGCUGCGCGUCCCGUUGGAGGACCUCGCGCUUGUCCUCCCUGCUCCGUGUAGUGGAGUUGUCCUCGAGUGCCUUGAGCGCGUAAGUUUAAGGGUUGUUCGUGCGUCGCUGACUGCCAACGAGGAGACUGUCUUGCGUUCGACCGUGUUGCCCUUCCUCCAGACAUCCCGACACUCCCUACGCUCCCUCGCACUCGACGUGCAAGAGCACACGAACCUAUCCCCUUUCCUGUCCUCCCUCGCCCUUCUACCUACCCGCAUGCGCUCUCUGUCCUCCUUCUCUCUCGCCCAACCAUUUGUCAGCACCGACCAGACAGACUUCAGCGGGCUGCAUGGCUUCCUCCUAGCGCACAGCGAGCACCUUACGUCGCUUUCGCUGAAGAUGAACGCGACGUUCACGCACCACGCUACCCCAGAGGCGUUCUUCUCCCACAAGAGCUUCGCGUUGGCCCUGCCCGUCCUGCAGCACCUCUCGAUACACCUGGCGCAUUUCCCUGUAGGCUACGCAGACGGGAUGAUACCCUAUAUACACCAGUUCGCGCAGACACUGGUUUCGUUGACAUUGCAGGGGCAGUUCUGGCCUGACCAUCGUGUGGUGGCUUUUGUUGACUCAGGAUUCGGGUUGGGGUCGAGGUUGCGAGAGCUGCAAAUGGCUGUAGCGACAUUCAGCCCUCCGCUCCUUUCUGCUUUUGCUGAGCACCUGCCAAUCCUCGAGAGCUUAGAUCUGGAUUUCAAGGAUAUUUCUCCCCCAAGCUACAUCGCUGGAUUUGGGUCUCCAUUUUCUGUUCUGAUGUCUCAGCUCAGCUUUCCAGAUUGGAGGCUUCGCAAAUUCAAUCUAAAGCCGUUGGAUGCAACUAAUUCGGUUCGGAAGUUGUGCAAGGCAGCCCUGGUCGAUGCACUCCCUGGCGUGCUCUUGUUUUGCGGGAGGAAUAGGGAAGAGUACAUGUCUACUGCGGACCUUAUAUGA
Cyclocybe aegerita is the source of this 1788-nucleotide messenger RNA. Lineage: Eukaryota; Fungi; Basidiomycota; Agaricomycetes; Agaricales; Hemipholiotaceae. The record is from the annotation of a GenBank genome assembly.